GUCAGCGCAGGCAGGGGCCUCGCGGCUCGCGGUCCCUCCCGGCAUGGCCAGACGCUCGGCCAGCCGCGGGCCGGCGCGGAGAUGCUGCUCCCGGCCCUCGCUCCGCUGCUCGGGCUCCUCCUGCUGCUCCCAGGUGAGCUGCUCCCAGGUUCUACAACUUCCACAAACUCCUCCACCCCCGCUGGAACAGGUCCAUCCCAACCAACAGCACCCAGCCCUGAAGCCAAGAACCACAGCUCAGAGCCAUCAGUAAAGCCAACACCACUGACCAACCUGAGCCUCACCUCUGUGGGUCAAACUACUACAGUCAAACCCUCUCCCACCACUACAAGAAACCUGACAGCAGCCACUGAGCGAGAUGAAAAGUCCAGUGGAAACAGAAGCACGGCAGCUCCUCCAACACCUCGAGGUCAGGAUCCCAUGAGGAACGAGAGCACCACAGCAUCAGCGACUCAAGGUGCUUCCUCCUCACAGAGAGGUGCCUCAGAACCCAUCACCCCAACACCCAACUCCUCCAGCCAAUUGCCCGAGCCCACCCCGACAGACGAGAAAUCACCACUGACGGUGGCAGCUUUUGGUGUCAUCAGCUUUGUCGUUAUCCUGAUAGUGGUGGUCAUCAUCCUGGUCAGCGUGGUCAGCCUGAGGUUCAAGUGCAACCACUCCAAGGACUCGGAAGACAAACAGAAACCAGGAACUUCCAUGGUAUCAGAGAGCUGCUCAGCAGACACGAGCCAGAAGGGGAACAGCAUCACUCUGAUCUCCAUGAAGAACAUCAACACCAACAACAGCAUGAACUACCCCCCAUCAGAAAAGGUGCUAUGAAGCCAAGAGCACAGAGCUUGAAGCUGACGUGUGACAACCAGCAGUGGCUUUCUAGGUUAUUUUUAUUUUUCCUUCAGGGAAAGAGCAAGGGUGGACUUCAUAUAUAAAUUAUUAUGUCUUUUCUGAUCAGUACAUUUACACUAGUGUCCUACAUAGCUUCCCCACCUGGGGCCUAAGGGCUUUCUCCAGUUACAGCCUGCCACUCUCGGUGGUUGAUAUCUAACUCUAUUUUUGAUAUGCCUUCAAAAACUCGGAUAAUUCCAGCAGCAAGAAGCACCAAGGCACCAUCCACUCCACUAAUAAAUCUCUGCCUUAGAUGGCCUUUAUAGUCUGUGCCAGGCAGUCACGGGCUCAUUAAUCAGCAUAGCCCCACGUGGAGCCAGACCUGUGUGUUGGGAAAGCCUGAACCGAAGCUGAAGAUCUGAUGGGACUUAAAUGCCCAAGUUCUGGGUCAAAUCCCAGCACGACUGCUCCAAGCCCCUUAUGCCCGGUGCUCUCAUUGUCCCCACAGCAGUGGGAUGGUCACAUCCCCCUACCUCACAGGGUUGUUGUGAGACCUCGUUAAUCCCUGGCUGUAAAGCAUUUGGAGAGCUGUGAAUUAAAGCUGCUGCUGAAAUUCAAAUUGC
Molecule: messenger RNA, 1448 nt
Organism: Lonchura striata (white-rumped munia)
Lineage: Eukaryota; Metazoa; Chordata; Aves; Passeriformes; Estrildidae
Gene: ECSCR
Product: endothelial cell surface expressed chemotaxis and apoptosis regulator
Biological process (GO): positive regulation of endothelial cell apoptotic process; positive regulation of proteasomal protein catabolic process; negative regulation of angiogenesis
Cellular component (GO): cytosol; plasma membrane
Source: RefSeq, a predicted model, not a curated record